Penaeus vannamei (Pacific white shrimp) is the source of this 2213-nucleotide messenger RNA. RefSeq lists its product as uncharacterized. Lineage: Eukaryota; Metazoa; Arthropoda; Malacostraca; Decapoda; Penaeidae. The record is from RefSeq and is a predicted model, not a curated record.
CAUCAAAAUGGCGCAAGUGAGGUAUGCUGUCAUCCUUCUGAAACUGCUCUUGUACUCGGCAUGCCUCGUGGCCGUGCGUUCUCAGCCUGACAGUCACAGUGAACACUUGUCGACGAUGAUUGCUCAGCAAAGCGGGAAAUUAACCACAGAGACGGAAGUGGCUCGGAAACGGCCCAUUCCUAAACCCUCGCGUACAGUGGACAACGUAGACGAGGGAAACAUCCAAGGCAUCGGUGACAGUGGAAUCGAAAGAACAGUGAAACAAGAGGAAGAAAGCAGUGAGGAUAAAGUAAAUAGGAAAAAGAGCGACAACGGGAAUAAAAGGAAUAGUAGCAGCGCCCGCAGUAACCUGCCCGCGGCUAAACUGCAGGAUCUCAAAUCGUCAACCUCUUUAGUGGGAAAUUUACUCCUGCUCCUGAUUUCGGUCGUCAUCGCUGGCUCCUUGUUCGUCAUGCUCCUCUGUUUCGUCCAUAAGUGGAAGGAGAACAUGGGAACGGCGCGGUACCCACGAGUCGUCUACUCGAUGCUACGCCAGAGUGAGGAGGAACCUGAAGACGUUCUUGGGGAGAUCCUCAUCAACAUAGGCUUGGCGACGCCCGAGGACACGCGACCCAUCACCCCGACGACGUCCUCAGAGACAUCCGAGACGUCGCAGGAGGUGUCUGAUCACGAGGUGGACGUCAACGCCUUCGACGGCUCCAGAUUCACGACGAUUCCCCUGAGGUCGGACGAGGCCGCCAGACGACUCAUGGCCCCCGAGGGAGAGGAAUCGGACGAGGAGUUGCUGCAGUGAGGGAGUGUGAUUGUUGAGUGUGGUCUUCUCAGCUCUUCUGGUGAAUCAAGCAGAAGAUUCUCGUAACCGUAAUAUUUUUUUUUCUUUUUUUUUUCUUUUUUUUACAAUGGCAAAGAUCCUCAAGCCCCAGCGCAGAUUGUAGUUAUGUGGUGACUGCUUGUUCCCAAAAACGUAAAGUAGAAAUAAGAGGAAAAGGGAGAAUAAAGAGAAAAGAAAGAGGCGUAAAGGAAGAAGAAAUGAAUAGGAAGGACAAUACGAAAAGAAAAGGAACGAUAAUAUAUAAAACAUGUAUGGAUACUACAUGGUGUCCCUAUAUCCUACUGGGAACAGUGACUUUGUUUUGAAAAUAUCCUUCAGUACAGUGCACAACAUACCUGCAUAUUCUUACUUUCACCAUCCGUCCUAAAAAGAAUAUCCUUUUUUCCAUAUAUUUAUGGGAAUGCAGUAACAAGUGCAUACAUGGAAAACUUCAUUGGUUUAUUUGUGAAUGAUGUGUUAUUAGAGAAAAAAAGAAAAGAAGAAAAAAAAACAGAAACAAUUUUUUUAAAACAUGUAAAUGGUCUACCUACAAAAAGUACUUUGUGUAGUUGUGCUCGAUAAAGUCUGUUCCGAGAAUUUAUGUAUCGUCUUGUGCAUAACAUGUAUAUCAAGUGGAAAUAUACAGCCAGUUAUGAAGGCCAAUGCAGUUUCCAAUUUCUUUCGUGAACGGUGCGUGUUAAUUAAAAUCUUUGAGAAAGUCUGUGAUUUUCAACUAUACUGACUUGAUAGCCUCAGAAAAUGCAGACUAAUCCGAGAGAAGGUCAUGCACCCCAAUGGAUAUUAAAAUCAUGCGAAUAUGGCACAAAUGUACAUACGUGACAGAACCGAAAAUCCCCCAAACCUUAUUCUCAUUUAAAAAGAUUUCCAUGUGACAGGGGUACGUGGGAAAACAGGGCUUUUAAAAAAAACAAUAUAUAAAGACUAUAUACAAGUAUAUAUGUAUGUAUGUAUAGAAAAUAAGAUGCUGAAGUAAAGCCGAGGCUGAAUUGAUACAAAGAAUAAACAAAAUGGCUUUAGGAUUCAGCUUGUGUAAGCAAUAAUGUAAAUCUACAGAAUUCAGUUACGUUGGCCAUGUUUUUUUUUUUUUUUUUUUUAUAUAUUUCCUUUAUUUUCUUUUAAAUACCUUCUUUUCCCCGUUUAAUUUAAUACCUCCUGUAGCGAGCUUAAUAGAAAGAUCUAGAAAAUCAUAUAGUAAAAAAGGAUAUAAAACAUUGCUUUGAUUAUAAUACAUUUUGUGUGUUUGAGACAUGUGCUUGUUAUAUGUAUAUUCUAAGGCAUACAUAUACGUGUUGAGAAUGUUUUUGCUUCCAAGUGUCCCAGGCAGUUCCACACUCUCCGUCCGAACGAAUAUCAUCUUUGUACACAAAAUAUGUGCACGUAU